AAGAGGAAACCAUAGACAACAAACACAAAAUGAAGCUCAUCAUUAUCUUAAUGAUUUUCUUCUUUGUCUUUCCUUUAACAUUGGGUGAAUUAACCGUUGGCUUCUAUGGCUUUACAUGUCCACAAGCUGAGAGUAUUGUAAGUGAAGUUGUGCAAAGUUAUUACCAAAAUGAUAAUACUAUUGUUGCUGCUUUGCUUCGUUUGCACUAUCAUGAUUGCAUUGUCGAUGGUUGUGACGCUUCUAUAUUAAUAGAUCCAACAAAAAAUAGAACAUCAGAGAAGGAUGCAGAAGCAAACAAAACCCUUCGAGGAUUCGACCUAAUUGAUGAUGCUAAAAGUGUCUUAGAAGAAGAAUGCCCCGAAACAGUUUCGUGCGCAGAUAUCAUAGCAAUUGCGACAAGAGACGCAGUGGCAUUAGCGAAUGGGAAAGUAUACCGAGUCCUAACGGGAAGAAGAGACGGUUUAAUAUCCAACGCUUCUAAAGCGUUGUUAAUUCCUGGUCCAUUUGUUAAUGUGUCACAAGCUCUCAAAUUUUUUAACUCAAAAGGGUUAACAUUAGAAGACAUGGUGACCCUUAUAGGAGCACACACUGUUGGUUGUUCUAAAUGUAGCUUCUUUCAAAAUAGGCUAUCAAGUUUUAAUAAUGGAGAAAUUGAUCCUACAAUGGAUCCUAAUUUAGAUGCUAUGUUGGUUAAAAAAUGUGGAUCAUUUUUUAACCCUAUAGGGAAUAAAACUUGUGUAUUUUUGGAUCAACAAACACCUUUUGAAUUUGACAAUGGAUUUUACAAUCAAAUAGUUGAAAAUAGAGGGAUACUUGAAAUUGAUCAACAACUUGCUUUGGAUCCUUCUUCUAGUGACUUGGUUUGGAGUUAUGCAAGAGAUAAUUUAAGGUUUUGGGAUAACUUUGAAAUUGCUAUGAGAAAGAUGGGAAGUAUUGGUGUUUUGGUUGGAAAUGAGGGAGAAAUUAGAAGGAAUUGCAGAGCUUUCAAUUUUCCUUUAAGUUACUAGAAUGUAAUGUCUUUUGAUUUC
This is a messenger RNA of Cicer arietinum (chickpea), 1028 nucleotides long. Its product is annotated as peroxidase 57-like. Lineage: Eukaryota; Viridiplantae; Streptophyta; Magnoliopsida; Fabales; Fabaceae. Gene Ontology annotation, biological process: hydrogen peroxide catabolic process; response to oxidative stress. Gene Ontology annotation, molecular function: heme binding; peroxidase activity. The record is from RefSeq and is a predicted model, not a curated record.